AUGGCCUCCCGUGUCCUUGUCUCUGGUCUUCCCCGGUCCCUCCCUCCCCUUCCUCCGGGGCCUGCCCCUACAUGCAUCCCCUGUGCCGAGGGGCAGCAGCGGGCUGCCCCUCACUCCUCCCAGUUUCCUUCGACAGAGGCCCCGCUGCAGACGCUUCACAUGGACGUGUGGGGCCCGGCCCGCGUCCGUGGACAGGGUCACGAGCGCUACUUCCUGGUGGUGGUUGAUGACUACUCGCGUUACACCACAGUCUUCCCCUUGCGCAGCAAGGGUGAUUUCACUGAGGUGUUGAUCGACUGGAUCCGCGCAGCUCGUCUCCAGCUCAGGCAGAGUUUCGGCUCGAACUUUCCUGUUCUGCGUCUGCACUCUGACAGAGGCGGAGAGUUCUCCUCUGGCCUUCUGCGAGCCUACUGUCAUGCACGAGGCAUCCGCCUGACCUUCACGCUUCCGGACUCUCCACAGCAAAAUGGGAUUGGUGAGCGCCUCAUUGGCAUGGUCAUGGACGUCGCCCGUACGUCCAUGAUGCAUGCGGCUGCCCCCAAUCUUCUGUGGCCGUUUGCGGUUCGGUACGCGGCGCAUCAGAUCAACCUUCACCCCAGGGUCUCCAUGCCGGAGACCUCCCCAGCUUUGCUGUGGACGGGGAAGGUUGGCGAUGCGUCUGCGUUCCGUGUCUGGGGAUCUCGGGCGUUUGUCCGCGACUUGUCUGCGGACAAGCUGUCCCCUCAUGCUGCUCCCUGCGUCUUCCUUGGCUUCCCCCCUGACGCGCCAGGGUGGCAGUUCUACCACCCCACCUCUCGCCGUGUUCUGUCCUCCCAGGACGUCACGUUUGACGAGUCGGUCCCCUACUACCGUCUCUUCCCCUACCGCACUCCGUGUGUCCCAGGUAGACGCAGUUGA
Molecule: messenger RNA, 897 nt
Organism: Closterium sp. NIES-65
Lineage: Eukaryota; Viridiplantae; Streptophyta; Zygnematophyceae; Desmidiales; Closteriaceae
Source: the annotation of a GenBank genome assembly